This is a messenger RNA of Peronospora farinosa, 1767 nucleotides long. Lineage: Eukaryota; Oomycota; Peronosporomycetes; Peronosporales; Peronosporaceae. The record is from the annotation of a GenBank genome assembly.
AUGCAUGGCUCUUUGUGGUUGACUGUGGCUUGCGUGUUGGUCUCUGUCUCCAUCGCAGAGGAUGCAAUCUUUCACAAUACAAUUGGAGUUCAGUGUUCUAAAGGCAUCGACUGUGGCUAUUUGCCUGCAUUGGCCUGCAUCUCAAACAAGUGUGAGUAUUGUCGUCCUCAUGCAGACGACUGUAGUAUCGACGGUUCCAAGCGUUGUCAAGUCGUGGAGAUUCUGGAUCAAGUGACUGGCAAAAUACAGACGCAGCACGCUCUCAACUCUGUUGGAGAGACGGUCGCCGUUGCCUAUUGUACUGAAAAGAACUUAUUUGACCCUUUUACAUGGAAGGAUUUGGUGGCAACAGUUAUCGCCUUUGUGAGCACUGCGCUCGGCUCUGGCUGUGGCGUUGGAGGUGGAGGACUUUUGGUGCCCAUGUACAUCUUGUACGGACUGAGUCCUAAGCACGCCAUCCCAUUGUCGAAAGCCACUAUCUUUGGCAAUGCAAUGUCCGCUUACUUUUUCAAUUUUAACCGGAAACACCCGAUAAACGCCAAGUUGCCGCUUAUUAGCUAUCAAGUUGCCGGAAUUAUGGAGCCUACGACGCUUAUUGGCACCAUCUUUGGCGUGAUAAUGAAUCACAUGUUCCCGGACUGGCUUAUCUUGGUGCUUCUUGUCUCGCUGCUCUCGUAUAUCACUUACAAGACCUUUCUUAAGGGAAACAAGAUUCGCGAAAACGAGUCCAACCACCAGCUCGCAGUCGUCAAGUCGGUGCUUAAAGGUGGUCCUAAUGGUGGAGGUCGCGGUCGCCAGUGGUCAAUAUAUCGUCGCUUCAAUGCCGAGAUUGCUGCGCAGCGAUGGCUUGCGAAGACUCGCCACAACAAAAAGUUACGCCAAAUUAAGCUCGAAGACGAAGACGACUGGAAGUCCCUGCCGCCGCUCCGUGAACACCAGCCAUCGAGCUCUGAUGCUCUGCUGAGUGGACCGAAGAAGCAUGAUUUUGGCACCUUUAGUUCGGACGAUGACCAUUUACUUGUGAGGCGCAACGCUAUCGAGCAGCGAGAGAUGCGAUUGUUCCCGCUCAAGUAUAUUGUUCCGCUGGUACUGUCUUGGCUAGUGGUGCUGGCACAGUCAAUGCUGCGCGGAGGACAUGGAGCCCCCAGUGUCAUCGGACUCACCUGCAACUCUGUGGACUAUUGGAUGGUCACUCUCCUACCGCUGUUGAUUUUGGUCGCGAUCACGCUUUGGGUAGGAUACCAAUUGCGUCUACUGAACCGCCUGAAAGUUCUCAGCGGCUAUCCGUUCACCGAGGGUGACAUUCACUGGACCAAGCGCCGCGUACUUAUCUUCCCGACCUUGUGUACCUUGGCAGGAGUGGCCGCUGGUCUAUUGGGUAUCGGAGGUGGCAUGGUGAAAGGCCCUGUCAUGCUCGAGAUGGGUAUCUUGCCCCCUGUGCAAUCGGCAACCGCCAACUUCAUGAUUCUGUUCACAUCGUCAUCGACGACGCUGCAGUUCGCGAUCAACGGUCAGUUCCCGGGCGAGCUUCAGUACGACUACAUGGCUUGGUUUGCACUCAUAGGCUGCAUCGGUGGCUUUUGUGGCCAAAAAGUGGUGGCGUGCUUGGUCAAAAAGUACAAACGUGCGUCAAUCAUGGUCUAUCUUUUGGCAGCGACAAUCGGUUUGUCGGCUCUCGCCAUGGGGGUCAUUGGCUUGAAGUCCACAUUGAGAGAUCUGAAGAAGGGUGUGCACCUUGGUUUUAACGGCAUUUGUGACACUGAAUGA